Messenger RNA from Cuscuta campestris, 2168 nucleotides. NCBI's taxonomy places the organism in Eukaryota, Viridiplantae, Streptophyta, Magnoliopsida, Solanales, Convolvulaceae. The record is from the annotation of a GenBank genome assembly.
UCCUCGCGCGUCUCCCGAGUCUCACCGGUCAAUCUCCUCUCUCUCGCCUCUCAGCCCUCCGAGCCAAGUAAGCUCUCUUCUCUUCUUUAUUAGCUCUUAGUUUUCAUUCCCGGUCAAUGUCUUCUUAUGAUAGUCAAGGUAUUUCUUCCUCAGAUGCCUACGCAUCCGAGGAAUCCUCAACCUCCUCUUCUUCGACCGGGUCCUCUUUAUCCAGUUUCGAGACCCGGUCAGGCCCCAACACCACCGUCCCUGAACCGAAACCUGUUAACCAAAUGCCCGGUCAGGUUUCUCAGGAGAGGGAUGAACCGGUUGACGAUGAGCCGGCUCCCUACGACCAUGACAGCGAGUCGUAUGAGAGAUGGGUGAACCGGCUGGAUGCAGCCGGUUAUUUUCCUCUCCCUUCCAGCUACCCGCUCGACAUCUAUCCCCGGGUCUCUAAGAUUGCCCAAAACAAAGCCCGUAGGAAUCUCCCGGAGGGGUACGUUCUUGAGUACGAUCCCAGUUGGCCCAACAUUAUCGAGCCUCACCGGGAUGAUAGGGUAGGUUUCCAUAUCAUUUCUUUGGAAAGUGGCACCGUCUUCCCCCUGCGUCCCCUUCUAGUCGAGUUGUUCCACUGCUUCAAGAUUCUCCCCGGGCAACUCACACCCAAUGCCCAUCGUUUUCUUAAUGCUUUUGUAAAUAUCUGCUCCCAUCUCAAAAUCGAUCCUUCUCUUCGCUUUUUCCUUUAUUUGUUUGAAGUCCUUCCCGGUAAGUCGGGUUGCGACGGCUAUGUCUACUUCAAGGGCCGUAACGGUCGCCAAUUCAUUUCUGACCUUCCACAAAGCAACCGGCUGUGGAAGGAAAAAUUUGUUUUUAUAAAGUUUCCCACCACGUCUCACUUGGCCGGCUUAGAGUGGAGCGACCACAUCCUGAAGCCGCAAUACACCGAGCCGGCUAGUACUCCAGACUUGGAAGAAAGUUUGGAGAAGCUUCUCCGAGGGGACCCGUUCACCGGGCAAAUGUUUCACUACGGGGCUUGGAUCUGGCGGAUCCAACCGGGUGGCGAGGGUACCCCUACGGCUCAUGAGGCAGCGGGGCACGGGGUACCCACCCCGGGCAACACUGCAGAGGCCGGGGGCCCCAGCCACCCAGAGAUGAACUUCAGAGCAUUUAACAUCCCGGCGAAGAAGACCGGUGGUUCUUCCUCUUCCGCCCCCAAAACUGUACCGGUCCAACAGGAACCGGUAGAGAUCCAUUCAGAUGAGGGGUCUCCUCUGACCGGGAAGACCGGUCAGACCGGGAGGACCACGGCAAACCCUCCUUUGGACAAGGGGAAGGGGAAAGUUCGAACCAAGCACGCCGCCACUACCCAUCCGUUAGCUAAGAGGAGAAGGGGAGAAAACGCCCCAGCUUCAGAAUCACUAGAGGAGCUUUGGGUCAAGAUGGGGCGAAAGCUGAAAGUGAUGGGCGAGGUUGGGCCUGAAACCCUGGAGAGGCUUGCCGAGGAAUCCCCUCCCCGGUCACUCCAGCUGGAGGAGAAGCUGAAAGGAGUCGAGGCCCACAACCGGGAGCUGCAUGACUUGAUAGCCCGGCAGCUUGAUGAGAUGGCCAAUCUCUCAGCAAUUGCCGGGAGGGCCAAGGCAGAGACCCUCCAGCUGAAGGAAGAGAACCUGAAGCUGAUGGAGGACUUGGAGCUGAAGGAGCGAGAGUUCCCCGGCAGGGCCAAGCAAUGGAUGGGGGAGAACUUGGAGGAGACGGCCCGGGUGAUUACAUCCACUCCGGAGGUAACGAUGGAGGCCUUCAAGUUCAUCUACCGGGAGCCCAACGGGAAGGAAAUGGUCACCCAGGUUGGGUCUUAUGGCUUCAUGUCUGGCCAAAAGCGAGACCGGGAGGCCACCCAUGCGAUCCUCGCCGAACGGGAUCCGGACUUCAAUGCUGAAUCAUACGGCCUGGCCCCCAUCCCGGACGAAGAGCCUGCGCCUCCCUUCCCUCUCGAAUAGAUUUCCCGGCUGUGCCCGGUUGUGUUUUGUAAGCUGAAAACUAUGAAUUUUCCCGGGGAUGCCCGGUGUAAUAUGUAAACAUUUAACAUUCUCGUUCCGUUUGAAUGCCAUGUCGAAUUUCCUUACCGGUGAACCUUCCAUAUCUGUUUGCUUGUUGAUUUAUACUUUGCUCUUGCUUCUUAUGAAUUC